GACAUUCGGGAUUUAGUAGAGCUCACCGUGGGCAAGAUGGAGAUGUACCACCUGGUAGCAGCACUGUUCAUGGAGUCGUCCAUGGCCCUGUACUUUGAGGGCCGCAUACACCAUGUCACCCCGCCAUUCAUCGUCGGGCUCCUGUUCAUCUCCAUCGCUAGCGCUUACAUGUCCGGCACUCAGGGCUUGGAUUCAGGGACGUUGAGUUCCCG
Messenger RNA from Symbiodinium pilosum, 212 nucleotides. The record is from the annotation of a GenBank genome assembly. Lineage: Eukaryota; Dinophyceae; Suessiales; Symbiodiniaceae.